AUGGUAGAUCCACUGGCAAAUAUAGCUUUAAGGCCAGAAGAUAUCACUUUUGCUGGAAUCUCGAAAGUUGAGGUUCAAACGAGAUCUUCAAUCUGUGACAACAUUGAAAGCUGGCAGGUUUUCAAUGAUGAUGAUGGUAUCUUAAGGUUUCUACAUUGUGUAGAUGAAUAUGAAAAUCAGGAGAUUGAUUUUAGUUCCUUUGUACAAAGAGUGGAUGAUAAAGAAACAACAUUUGGGAAGGAGGUGAUUCAAUUGAAUACAAACAAAAUUCCCAAAGGUCUGGUUAUCCUAGAAAGGGUGUUUGAUAGUCAGGAUAAGGCCAAGGUUGCUACCAUUGCCUCGCACCCUGAGGAUUUAGAGGAAGUUAACCUUGGGAUAGAAGGAGCCCCAAGAAAGGUGUAUAUUGGAAAUAAUAUGUCACCCAAGAAGGUUGUCACAAAUUUUGUUGAAAUCAGUAGGCCUAUAUCCAAGAUGUUGAAGAAAGGAACAAAGAUAGACUGGGAGGGAGAGCCAUCCAAGGCAUUCCAGGAGAUCAAGCAGGCUAUUAAGAAUACACCUAUUCUGAAGACACCUGAUUAUGGCAAACCUAUGCAAAUUUUGUCAUUUGCUUCUUUUCAUACUGUUGUUGUUGUCUUGCUGCAAAAGAACUCAGAGGGUUUUGAACAACCUAUAACAAAAGAACAAAAGAAAAACUACAAGAAAUUUUCAAAUUAA
Molecule: messenger RNA, 714 nt
Organism: Cryptomeria japonica (Japanese cedar)
Lineage: Eukaryota; Viridiplantae; Streptophyta; Pinopsida; Cupressales; Cupressaceae
Exons: 2
Coding region: 1-714 (237 amino acids)
Source: RefSeq, a predicted model, not a curated record